This is a messenger RNA of Symbiodinium necroappetens, 7151 nucleotides long. The record is from the annotation of a GenBank genome assembly. Lineage: Eukaryota; Dinophyceae; Suessiales; Symbiodiniaceae.
AUGUGGAGCGGCCGAUGCCAAGACGAGUCCUGGACCGACUGCUGAGGAACGAAGCUGGCGCAGGCCGCCUGCAGCGUCACGAGUCAUGCUGGAAAUGCUUCAUGCGAUGCUUUUGCCUGACUCCGAGCCGGGAAGUCCACUUCGAAGCAGCGCAGGCUCAGCACGCAGCGGUCGUGCAGUCCCUCGCGCUAAUAACAGCUGAGUACUCACAUGGCUCACCCAGCUUCGCCACCUGGACUGCCGGCUUAAAAGCCUUGCUGACAAAAGCGCAGGAGGAGGAAGAUGCUGAGUUCGACCGCCUCGCCCCGUCUGCAUGCGAAUGGCCAGCCUUGAACAAUGUUGUGAAGCUGGCAGUCGCGCCGCCUGAAGGGAAGAGCGAGGUGAGUGAUGGUCUCCUCUUGGACGUGGCACGUUUAUCUGCUCAUGCGGCUCGCUUUGCAUUGGCCGCCUACUCGAACAGGCUCUACAGACUAGUUGCGCCUGGGGCAGCUUGUUUGACACUGGCCUGCUGUAUGUCUGAACGUCGAGCUUUUGUACGCAUGAGCGGGAUCAGUGACGACGACGUGCUGCUUGCCGAAACGGUGGCUCGUCCAUUUAAACCUGUUUGGUGGAUCUGUCGUGACCGUGCAACCUCCACAAUCAUGGUCGCCAUUCGCGGCACUUUCAGCAUGUCAGAUGUGCUUUCUGACGUGCUGGCCACACAAACACUGUACAAGGAGCAUGUGAUACACGAGGGCGUGCUAGCAAGUGCACGCUGGGUAUACAGCAAAGUGGCGCCAGUUCUGCGCAGAGAGUCGGAAGGAGGGAAGAUUGUCAUCACAGGGCACAGCUUGGGCGGAGCGGUUGCGGCAUUGCUGGCGUGGUUACUUCGUGAGGAUGCUGGCCUGCCGGCGCGAGCCUUUGUCUUCGGCGUGCCACAGGUCACUGACGAAGCGCUUGCCCGGAAGAUGGCAAGGUUCGUUACCGGCAUCAUCCAUGCGAGGGACAUUAUCCCAAUGCUGUCGCAAAAGUCUGUGGAAGAUCUACGCCACCAGGUGGCAGAGGCCGCGCAGACGCCUGAAGAAAAAUUGCUGGAGCUGCAAGCGGUGCUCGCAAAUUUCCAUCUCCCGACCGAGCCAGCGUUAUUGCAAGAUGCUCUCUCGCAGCGGCACUUUCAGGCUCCAAGCCCUCGGCGUCAUACCAGCACUUCCACUUCUACGACGGUGUAUGAAGAUGCUCCAAGUGACGUUGCGGAGCUGCCUGCGAUUCCGAUGCACAAUCCAGGAUGGCAGCUGCACUUAAGAAGACGUGCGCUUGGGGCACGAAGCCGCGAGUUCAAGCCCAUCCUGUGGAGAAGUUCGAUGGAGGACUUCCUGAUCACCGUCUCUACGUCCGGCUUGGACUAUGUGGCAGGAUCAUUGGCCGCAGGCUUUUUGGAUCUUGCAAAGUUGAGAAAGAGUGCUUUUGCGUAUCCGCCCGUCAUGGAGCUUCGUCUUUUCUUUCUGUUGGCUGGCUUUUGGAGGGCUUCCGCUUGGUGCCGGCCAAGGGCAGGCAGCUGCGAGGGCAACCUGCAGGAGCGGAAGCGCACCGAGCUCCUCCAUCUAGGCCAUGGCGCUAUGAAUCAGAAUGAGCUGUGGGCAUUCCCACAGGCAGUGGAUUGGGAUGACGAUGGCCACAGCGAGCUCAUCGUUCUCCAGUGGGAUGACCUGGCUGAAAGCGGCGACUUGACUGCCACGACAAAGUGGCGGUGGGAUGACCCGCCGGGAGAGCGGAGACACUGCUUUGUCAGGUACUUUAGGCAGGAUGAAUGGCAGCUAAGCGAGCAACUCGGGGAAGAGAAUCCUUUCAGAGAUCUUCGGUUUCAGAUGAAUUCCACGAAUGUAGAGCCUGCCUUCACAGUUGUUGACUGGGAUGGAGAUGGCGACCUCGACUGGAUACUACGGGACGACGAGGGUUUGUGGUUUUUGGAGUUCUCUGCUGGCACCCUUCGCAGCAAGUCUCCAAUCCGGCUCUUUGACAAUCUCGGCCAGGCAAUACCCGGUGUCUUGGCAGCAUCAGACUGGGCCAUGCAGCCUUUCGCUGCUGUGGAUUGGGAUGAAGAUGGCGACAUGGAUCUGUUCAUCAGCGAUCCGCAACAAUCCUGGCCACUUGAGAUCCUUUACUUUGAAAGGGCCAAUGAAUCUGCCUUGGUGCAAGCCCGAAGUCCUCUGGCUGGUUUCGAGGCUGAUUCCGUGAAGAGCAUGGUUGUUGCAGAUUUUGACGGUGAUGGAGCAAAGGAUGUUCUGUUCAGCCGCUCCGACUUUUAUUUAUGCGAGGGUGCUAUGCUCGGCUUCCUGCAUGGUACCGAGGAUGGGAACUUCGAGGACUGGAGUCAGAAUGCUCGUGCGAACCCCUUUUCAGGGGUCGAAGGUGCCGGAUCUCAAGACUGCACCGACUUCAGCGGCGCUGCCUUGGCAUUGGUGGACGGGAACCAGAACGAGUUGUUGGAGCUGCUGGUUGCCACCAGUUCACGCCUCUUCCUGUUCUCGUGGCACUUUACCAAGCAGCUGGUGGAAAGAACAAACGGGUACACUCUAUUCCACAUCAACAGAAGGAUGGCGCAUCCUGCCGUUGCAGAUUGGGAUGGGGAUGGGAUCAUGGACUUGAUCCUCGGGUCGAAGUAUGGACGUGUCGAGGUUUUUCCACGCCAAGAGGACGGCAGGUUAGGUGACGGGGAAGCCGUUCUUGAGCUGAAGGAUGCCUCGACUGCCCGGCCCGUCGUCCUUGAUUUCAACAACGACGGCCUCAAUGAUCUCAUGGUUCCCCAUGCUACAUGGGACGGAAGCGAGCUCAUCUAUUUCGAACGCCAGCCGAACGGAAGCUUGGAAGAGAAGUUCCGGCUCAAACCGAAUUGGGCAGUUUGCUUUGCAGCAGCUGUUGCAGACUGGAGCGGGGAUGGACAUUUGGAUCUUCUGCUGCCCUGUAGCAACGAAACUUUUUCAGCACACUUGGUCUGGCAGUUCUUUCAGCAGCUUCCUAACGGCUCCUUCCAGCAUCGCCCAGCGCCUGUAGCUGACUUGGAUGAUGUCUCUGCUGGCUUGUCUUACGUGUAUGUGCAGGCUAUCGACGUGAAUUCGGAUGGGACAGCAGACCUGCUGAUGAGGGACGGCCCGGCAUGGCGUCUGUUUCUAUCACAGCCAGAUGGACAGUUGAUAGAAGUGAAUGCGAGUGAAUCCUUGCAUCUUGUCAGAGAGUUGCCAGAGCUGGGUGUUGGAGAGACCUUCGUCCUAGCAGAUUGGGACUCGGAUGGCGAUGUGGACCUGCUGACGGCUGCAGGGCACAGGGAUGGCGGUGAUAUUCGUCACUUUGACAACGGCUACUGCCGACUAGAUCAAGCCUGCACCGGCAGGGGGGCCUGUGGCCACAGCUCGGGCAAGUGCACGUGCUUUGUAGGGCACUCCCUGUCGGAUUGCUCCGAAUGCAGCAAGGGAUACUUUGAUCCACUGCGGGUCAAUGUUGCAUUCCCAGCAAGAGAGCUGAUCCGAGAGUGUUUGGCAUGUCCGGGCGCGCCUGGCGCCAUGCCAUGCUCUGGCCGUGGUUUCUGCAAUGACGAUGCAUCAACGAGGGAUAAGCACAGCAAAAAUGGAACUCGUUCGACCGUCUAUGGGGACGGCACUUGCAAUUGCCUAGCCCCCUUCUCUGGAGAGAGGUGUGAGGUGGGCCUGUGUCUUCCAGGCCACAAGUAUGUGCAGGAUUCCAUCCUGUGGUGCGAGCCCUGCGAGCCAGGGUCUUUCGUUGACCAGCAUAGUCUUCAGCGUUACUGCAAGGGCUGUCCGGGAAACAGCUAUGCCAGUCAUCCUGGCAGCGCUCGAUGCCUCCCUUGUCAAGCCUUCUGGUGGAGGAUGUCCGUGACAGCAGACAAGACCAGCUGCCAUGUGUCCUUCAUGAACGUGUGCGCCUUUACCAUCAUCCUCUUGCUGUCGUUCCUGUUCUUCGCCAUACUCUCACACUUGGCAUGCUGUUCCAUGCCCGUUGAGGAUGUGCAGCUGAAGGAUGGCAUCCUCAGCCUUUCCACCCGAGGACGUCAUUGGCUACUACGGCCUGCGAGAGUUGCCUUCAAAGACACGGGGCAUCCUCUCCUGGAUGACAAUCCCUACCUGGUCGAGGUGCAGAGCGACCGCGAACUCAUUGUCUGUGACUCGCAAGGUGUUGCGCUGUCGCUCUCAGCGGAUGCGUCCCAAGGCACAUGCCACAUCCACCGCCUAGACAGCCUUUGGCGAAGGGGAGUCGUUGGGGUUCCUUUCCUCCUGUGCCUCGGGCUGCUUGGCAUCCUCUUCGCAACCGCCUUCUUCCUCCUGGGCGCCGUAGCCUUUGAUGCAGUCAUGGCUCUGGCAGGUCUCGCCCUCGCCGCCUUGGUUCACAGGUGGACUCAUCCGACCGAUUGCGAUCUCUGUCGAGACCGAUGCCUCUUUGCUGCCCGGCUACGCACCCACCAACCUCAGGCUUGUCCCAAAGGCCCAGAAAGGGGGCUCGCAUUGGGCAAGAUUCAAGAGCUCCACGAUUUCUUCAGUGCCUACAUCGGUCUUCAUCGGAACAUGUACUAUCUCUGCAGCAACAUCGUGAAGCCCCUGACUGCCAGAGACCAGCUGUCCUAUGCAGAGUUGGCAGGGCCCUGCGCGGUGGCUUUCUUCGUCUCUCACUACUGGGGCAUGCCAUUUCAGCACUUCCUGGAGUGCUUGAAGGGACAUGCUGUGGAUCGGACAACCAGCUACUGGAUCUGCACCUUCGCGAACAACCAGUGGAAGGUGGCCGAGGAGUUGGGCAAGGACGUCCUUUGCUCACCCUUCUACCUGGCUUUGCGAAGCACUUCCUGUCAGGGCACUUUGGUCGUGCUCGACGAGGAGGUGCUUCCCUUAACCAGGUCCUGGUGCCUCUUUGAGCUCUUCCAGACGGAGAUGCUCAGCAGAGAGCGUGGCGGAUUCCAGGGGCUUCUGCUUGGGACCUCCACGGGUGUCAUGAACCACGGCCAGAGCAGUAUCGACCUGGCCCUGAAGAUCAGCAAGAAGCUUUCCACUUUGCGUCUCCAGGAGGCCCAGGCCAGCUGCCCCAAGGACAAGCGCCUCAUUGACGAAGCGGUGGCAAACCACCCGGGUGGCUUCGAAGCUGUGAAUUCCUUCCUUAUUAGCUCCGUGCAGGCGGCCCUGUAUCAGACGGAAGCACGUUUCCGAGAGGAUUUUGCUCGGCUGCAUCAGGACCUCGGACACACUGCGGCGCUGGCGGAAGAUGCAGGCCACGCCACUCAACCGAACCCGACGCUGCUGACUAGCCACGGAAUGCAGGGCAAGGAUGAGGCGGACGAGCGCUCAAUCAGCAGCCUGGGCUUACCGCAAGCUGCACGGGUGCAGGCCGGCGGUGCGCACUCUGGGUGCGAUUUGCGACAGGCUCUGUGCCGAGUCGAGAGCUAUUUUGAGCCUUCAGCAUCGCUGCGAAAGGACAUGGCAAAGCUCCAUGAGCCUCCUGCGGAAUGCAAGGAGUCACUCGCCGCUCUUCGAGGCCUCGUGGGCCCUCAUGCUUCUCAAGAGCAGCUGGAAAACCAGUUGCAGCGCUUCUCCAAUGAUCCUAGAAAGGCUGCAAAUGGUUACUUUCGCUCAGCGUGUUCGGUCGAGCUCCCCUUUGACUUCGAGCCCAGACCUUUGCAGCUGGGAUCCUACUAUUUAGGGUGCUAUAUUAGGGUCCCUAUUUUCGGAAACCCCCAGGUCAUGGGAAGUGCUUGGCAUGAGCUGGAUUCCCCCCUCUUUCCGGCUUCUGUGAGCGUGUUCGGUGAGGUGCAGAUUUCAAUUUGUCGCGCUGUAUCGGCACAUGCCCUCCAGUUUCAUGUGGACCCCGACUUUGUCACACGUGAUUCACCUGAGGUGCACCAACCGGAUGCCUUGGGCGCAGACACGGAAGCCUGCUCGCAAAGUGGAUACACAUCAGGUGACCUGAAGGCAAAGUCGGUUCAGUCCAAGCCUUUCGACAAGUUCAAGCACAGAUGGCGCCAGGUAGUACACGACUGGGCACUGCUUCCUGUGGAGAGGAGUUGGCCAAAAUUUGUCCGAAUUGCCGGCGGCUCAGCAAACGCCAUUGUACCAAUCGUCUACGGCUUCCCGAGCGAGCGGUGGUACGAUCCGAUGUUGAAAAGAAGUGUUGAUUGUAGAUCCCUGGUUCUCACAGAGGCUGCUGGCUUGCAAACGCCGGAAUGGACCGAGAAGCUGUUUCCUGUAGCAGACGACGUGAACUGUAUGUUUGGCGGCCGACGAAGCUAUCGACGAGAACGUGGCGAGACUGAGCCUCGCGACAUUGACAGGCCGGGAAGUGUGAACUUUUCGCUUGACCCUUCUGUCUUUGCUGCUGCCCUUGCCCUGGACCGAGUAUUUCGGUACCGCAUGUGGAAGGCCGAUGGUGCCGUUCACAUCAUCACCCUCAAUCGCCCUGAAGCUCAGAAUGCCUUGACCAUGGACAUGCUGAACGACAUAGCCUCUGUGUUUCUGAGCCUUCGAAGCGACAGCAAGGUUCGAGCUGUCAUACUUACAGGCUCCGGCCAAAAGGCUUUUUCUGCAGGCAUUGAUCUGAUGAAGGCAGAUGGGAUCUUCACCGGCUACUUUCCGACCCCGAAGGAACAGGAUCCGCGAGUGCAGAUCGAGACAUUUCCCUGGCCAGUGAUCUGCGCCGUGAAUGGCUUUGCGAUAACAGGAGGUUUUGAACUGGCACUGGCUUGCGACAUCCUGAUAGCAAGUGAAAAUGCAAGCUUUGCAGAUACCCACGCCAAAUUCGGCAUUGCUCCAGCCUGGGGCUUGAGCCAGAAGCUGACGCGAGUCAUGGGGCCCAGCAGAGCUAAAGAGCUACACUUCACUGGUCGGUUCCUCAAAGCUCAGGAGGCCGUUUCCUGGGGACUGGUGAACUCUGUAGUUCCCGCAGACAAGCUGAUGCCGCACUGCCUGGCCCUAGCAACCGAGAUGACGAAGAUGAACCCCAAUAUGCUUCAGAUGCUGAAGCGGACCAUUGAUGAUGGGUAUGGCAUGAGCUUCAAGGAUGGUUGUGCAAACGAGCAAGAGGUGGCCUUCAAGUAUUACAAAGCCAUGGGAAAGGAGCUCUUUGAUAGGAUGAAGAAGUUCAUCAUGUCCAGAAGCAAAGAGGGGCAAUCAAAGCUGUAA